GCUUCAGAUACUCCAUUGGUGCUUGCGGGAAAGCCGCCGCGCAAGGGUGAAGAGUUCGCGGUUUGUGUCUGCAUCUGAAGAUUAUGCCUUGGCUCUUAACGCGUGCGGUUUUCUGCUCACCGUUACAUACACCGAAGAGUUAUGGUGGUAGUUGGAGGGAGGGAAGUUAAAUGAUCAUUUAUUAUUUCAAAGGAAUGGGCUCUUGUUUCAGCUAUUGCUGUAAAGAGCAAAACAAGCGAGUUAGGCAUGUCAAACCGGCCGGUUACUUCGAUACGUCGAGCCUCAUCGAAUUCGAAACACUUAUUGAUGAGCAGCCAUCUAGCGAGCCUAAAAGUUUGCAAAGCCUGGAGCUUCCUGUGGCCAAAUUUCAUGCACCAGAUGACAGUUGCUGCAACUGCAGCUCGGAGUUGCAGCUUUAUCACUUGAAUUUUGAAGAACUGUCUGCAUCAGAUGAUGAUCUUUUGUCCUUGUCUGGUUUGAGUGACAAUGAUGAAAGCAUCAUUAUUAAGAAGCUGGCCUUUCACCAAGAGGAUGCCUUGGAACUGGAAGAAGAGGCCAAAGCACAGCCAGACACUGUCGAGGCACCUCCAAUUUCUGUAGGCCAAAGGGUUGUCAUGCGAUCAAACCUUGCCAAGGAGGACAACUGGACAGGCGCAGAUCACAAUGCUUGGGCACUUGCGGGGGAGGAGGAAAUCCUGAAUACUGCAAAGCUGCGGUGCCAAGGACACCUACCCAACUGCCCCCAAUUUCAGACAAAGGCAUGGGACAAGGAGCGAGAGCGACUGAACAGCAGCCCCCACUCUUCACUUGACUUAGAGUGGGAGAAUGAAGUUGGGUUAACACCACCACAGCGAUGUGCUUCUGCUACUGAUGAUGACUUCGUGUAUGUCCCUGGUGUGGACACCUGUAGCAACCACUCAACUCCUCUGUCAAAUGAAAAUGACCUUGAAUGGGAUGGCGACCUCUCAAGUGUCCAGAUUGGAGGCUUUGACAUGGAAACAGAACAGCUGAUCUCAGAAAUUGAACAGAUGACCGUAGAUGCCCUGAAAGAACCCUCAGGUGCUUCUAGAUGACCAUCUGUGCACCAUCUAGACAGGUGCACCUGUUGAGGACUGUCUACUGUAUUUUUCUUGUGUGUGUGCCUGUUUGUGUGUUUAUGUGUGUGUGCAUUGGCACAUACUGCUUGCGGUUAUGCUUGGGUUCAUCUUGUUUGAACAUCACACUGUGGUUGUACUAUUUGCAUGAGCACAGUAGCCGACAGUUCGCCAGGCUAGCACAGUGGGUCCAAAGUUAUUUGACUAGCCUGAUGCAGUGCAACUUUGAUUUGAAGCAUAGUCAUCCUUGUCAAAUUCUGAGGAUGUGAAUAUGCUCUGCUUAGCCUAAAAGUUAUGUGUGAACUGCAUUGCCCCUCCUGUGCUUGUUUUGUAUCACCCAGCUUGUCACUAAUUGAUUCUUGGUGGAAAGGGUUGCUUUAUCGGUGUGUCCUUAAAAGGCCAGCAGUAAAUACCAAGGAAAACAGAGGGGCUUUUUGGUGACUUAUGUGAGCGAAAACGUUGAUUUUUAUUGCUGUUACAUUGCAGGUAAAUUGUUUAAAAGCUGCAUUGUACGUCACGUGCAGUGCACCACUAAUUGAGCUACAGCUGUGACUGCAUUCCCUUCUGUGUUUGAGUGCAGAUCUGUGUGUAAAAAUGUGUAUGAUGCCUUGAGAGUGUUAGGCCAUGCUGGUCCUAACCAUCGUGGCAGAUAUUACCCAUUCUCACUACCUUCAUUUCUUCUAAGCUCAUGGCAUAGUGAGCCUUAUGUAAUGCAGUAUCGGUUCUAUAGGUACCAUAAUGUGUCAUCCACCAGUCUGCUGUUAAUAUGUGACCACAGUUCACACAACACUCGCCAUUCAGUCAUGUGUUUUAUAUUUGUUGCCACGGUCAGGAGUAACAUUGGUUAUCACUUCUGAGGGUAGUAAGCAUAAUCUUGUGCAUCUAUUAGUGAAUUAUGUGAAAGGAAAAACAGCCACUGCCUUAGCUGAACCAGCAGAACAUUGCGCACCAAUAUGCAGAAGUUUUGAAUUUGGGCUUCAUAGGCUGUGCGUUUUCUCAAAAGCACCAUAAGUUCAUUGUGGUUUUCUUUGUUUCAGGUACUGUUGACCUUUUCAGUAUAUCACCCUAAAGCCCCCAUUGCCCACAACAUUUCAUACAGUGUGCUCUGAGAAAAAGUAAUAGAUCAAGCAAAGUAAAGAAAAAAAGGUUAAUACUUGUUGGGUCUAAUGGACCUGGAAUACACUGAGGUGUUAAGGAUAUUACUGUGAUCUGCUUUACUUUUUAUAUUCAUAAGGAGUCUAUCUGUUAAGACAGUAUGCAGCCAUAUUUUCCAGAACAUUUCCCUGUGUGCAAGGUAUUGAGUACUGGGGCAUAAUAGCACAUGAAUAAAAUGAUGUGCCUAUCUGUACUGCUCCCAGAGCAUUCCACUUAGCAAUUUCCUCCACGGUUGUUCCAUUAUAACCAUGUCUUGUGUCAUAGUGAAACCGUAAAGACACUUUCCGGCUACCGAACCCACACAUUGCAAAUUCUUUGUGUGGCCAGGGCUAGCCUGGUACAAGGCUCAACAUUGCAAGGCUUGAGGCACAUGGUUCUUUUGAUAUUCAACAGUACCUUUCAAAAUUUUCAGGUGACAUGGCCAUUGUAUUUUUUUUUUUUUUCAGAAAAAUAUUUUUCAUUUUUUUUUGCAGGUAGCAGCCCAUCUUUCAGUACUCAGAGAAAGUUGCCAUUAAGGAAUUAAGUAAAUUCUGGCCCUGCAUGCCUACACAUUGCAUCUGCAGCAAAAGUGCAUUGCUCCAUUUGUGAACAUUGGGCCUCAACCAUCUAGCAUUCUCUGCUGCAUAAAUUUGCUACGGUCAGUUUUCCAACUUCCAUCUUCUUGCUGCACCACUGAAUAGUAAAAGUAAAAGGCUUAGAAGGCAAACACAAAGGUAAGGUGUAUGAGUACCUGCACACACAAGUGUUACUUGGUGAGAUAAAAAAAGAAACUUUCUGCCAAAAAAAGAAAAAAAGCAUAGCAGGCAAGUUGUUAGCACUUCUUGCUCCGAAAGCUUAAACGGGUGGUUACUGGAAAAGUUGUGAUACAGCAGGGUAUACAUACAUUAGCCAGCUGCAACAGUUAACUGUAACAUUUGCAAUUCUCUAAAACCUGACCUGUUGGGUGUAUGGGUGCUAGAGGUAUGAUUGCAGUGUAUAAGAUGGUGCAGCCGUCUUCUGGCACGGCUUCAGCUCGUCUUCUUGCACGGCUUCAGCACUGGUGGGAGUUGACUCUGUACUCAAAGUACCAUAGCCCUUUGUAAUUUCUGGUUUCUGACAAAAAGGUUGGUGAUUAGAUGUUGGUGCUUUAGUGUUGCCAUAUUUAGUACACUAGAAUAUGUUGAUGUUUUUAUUUUUAAGUUACAAGAACUUACAAAUUGAAAAGAAUGUUUCAACUCAUAUGCAAGUCAACUGAAACAUACAAUGACAACCCAUUCUUGUCUUUCGGUGUCGUGAAGGGAAGAAAGGUAAACAUCUAUUAGGGUUGAUGUAUGUACUCUUGUAAUUUCUGCAGAUGCAUACCUGUAGUAGUACCAUGGCAACUGCCAUACUGGGCUUCUCUCAUAACCAUGUAGCAGCAUUACUAAGGCCACAGUCCUCCUACAUAGUAAUAGACCAUUCUGGGCCCCUUCGAGACCAUUGUGUAGGGAGAAACAUUUCCACUACUACGUCUCUUAGCUUUGUGAAGGUCAACAGUCUACUCAUACGAGUGUGAAAAUCAAACUAGACAAGUUUACUUCAAUGUAUGUAAAACUAGUAGCUUGUAACUUGAAAUAAUCUGGAUCUUUGCUUUCUUAUCACCUAUGAUAGCAGUUUAUUGAAGUGUAGUGAAUUGGGCUUGAGAGUGCUUUGAAAUUGUGGCACUUAACUGUCAUAAAAAAAUAUUUUGUCUGAACUUUUGCUCAUGCGUUUAAAGGGACACUAAGGGAAAAUAUUAAGUAAGCUGCAUUGAAAGAUAGGCUUCUGUAAUAACGAAUUCAUCAUUCAUAAUCAAAACAGAGCUUUUCGUGAGUGAGAAAAUAACAGAUGGAAAAUGGGAGCACCGCCACCUGCUGUGGACAGUGGUACCACUCAUGUUUGAGAUCGGCACUGCUGAUUCACAGAGAGUGGCUGCUAUGUCCCGCCAAUGCCCGCUGCAAGUGGCAUCACUUUUUUUGUUUAUAACCCUUGGCCGAAACCUAGGCGGGGUCCAGCCCACGCCACCAAAUUGCAGGGCACUCAAAGUUAUUUGAAUGAAUGAACUGCCACCUCUGAGACGGCAACCACCUUUGCCCACUCUGGCCCUUAGGCUCAAGUAACUGUAUCCGGCAUCCUGAACACAAGAUCCACAGAGUGAUUCAUGCAAGCAGAACACCUGCAGUCACCAAGCAGUAUGCUUUGUAUAUAGAGCUAAAUAAAUAGUUUCUAAAAGACAACAGCAGCAUAGAGGGAGGCCACAUGGAGAUGAUUACAUCAACUACGCCAUUUUGCCGUGGGCUGUUCAAAUUUAGGAGCAGAAGCGGGACCUGCGGCGGCAGUUUUCUACACAACAAAGUUAUAUAUGGGUGCACAAAACACAAUGAUAGACUUCUGGACGAAUACUUCAUCAAUCUAGCCCAACUUGAUAUUUUCCUUAAAUGUCCCUAUAAAAUUUAAGUUCUUAAGAUGUCACUGAUCAAGGUGUCCUUUGUGAAAAAAAAAUCAGCUGUACGUAUUGUUAAAGUUGCUCAUCUGUAUAUAUGUUUUAAUGUUCCUUCUCAGAAAUGAUUCAAACCUACCAGUGUUCCCUUUUAUGCGAAAUACUUCCUUUUUCUUUUUUUUUUCUUUUCUUGAAGAAGCAGUCUUAUCUAGACCCCUGCCAUUUUUGUAGAUAGUAGGCAUUACCAGCAAGAAAUUUCUCCUAUAAUUUCGUGAAUUAUCAAAAAUGUGCUAAUGAACUUUUUAACUACUCAUUUUAGAACACAUGUACUUGUGAAAUUGAAGCCAAAAAGUAGUGAAGUCAUUUCUGCAUAGCAGAAAUCCUAUAACUAGCAACACUUUUGAGAUCUACGACUUUAAACUGUGCUACGAUAUACAUGGGCAUUGCAGUUAAGUUUCCUAAAAGCGUGCCUCCAAAAGUUCGAAUUAUCUUACCAGGAACGCCGAGGCAUUCUUUAGCAGAUUUUGUGGAUGGAUCUCACAAAAGUGGUGAUGGCUUUAAGAUUUCUGCUUAGCAUGCAUGAGUUCGCUAUUCCUUUGCUCCAAUUUUGCAAAUAUGUGUGCCCUAAAGUGAGUAAUUAAGAACUUAAUUAGCACAUCUUAGGUAAUUAGCAAAAUUAUUGUCAAUUUUUUUUAAUGCUAAUGUCCGCCUAGUCACGUAGCGUAUCUGAAUUAACGGCAGGGGCCUAGAUGCGACAGUUUCUUUUAAAAUAAAGCGUUCCGUAUAAAAAGAAUGCCUGGUAAUAUUGGUUUGUGUUUGUGGAACUCUACACUAGCCAUUAUGAGAAAAAACUAUAUUGCCUCGUUUUUAUACUCUUUGUGUUUUCACUAACUAUUGUGUGAAUCCUUAACAUGUAGUUAUAUCUAUCCCAUCUUGCUUUUUUUAUGACAUGUGCCUUAUUUUUAUUCUUGGUUUCUUAUAUGUUGAAUGUAGAUUAUGACACUCAAUUAGACACGAGAGCACAGUUUAAAGGGCCCCUCACCAGGCUGCGUAGCAAAUUUUGGUUAUAUGCUGGAAGUUGUUACGUGCCCUCUAGGGAGCGUUCUACCACAAUAAUUUUUCAAAUUUGUUCAUUAAUAGUCAAGAUAAAAUUCUUUCAUGUGCCACGAACCCAUGAUUUCAGGAGGUGAGCGUCACCACCAACAUAGACACUCUCUCCAUUUGCCCCAAUCUAGUCUCCGCAAGCAAAAUUCCUUCCCUGUGUUCUCCCAUACUGGAGCUGGAGGAUCACGUGUGACACAUACGUCACAGGCCACCGCCUUCUUUUUUUCACUUUUUUUGCUGCAUGGUGCACUUCUGGUCACGGUCGUGCACAUGAGCUAUUGCGUUUGUCUUGUUUCGCACAGCGCACAAUUUUGCACGCUGUGGAUGAGAACUCCUGAUUAGCGGUAUAAGUCGGUGCUACACGAACACUGAGGCAGACACAAGCAGAUCACAGAGCAUGAUCGUACGUUGGAACACUGUAGAAAAUGGCAUAGUUUCGUUGUCUACGUGCGCGACUGCACGACAUGGGAACAAACAGACGAAACGGAAGUACAUCUCUCUUGCUACAGUACAAAAGUAAAACAAAGACACGCAGACAUUUAGUUCAUAGGUUUUAUUAUUGCUCCGAACUUUAAUUUGCCUCUUGAAGCAUAAGAACAUAUAACUGCUGUUGCCUUGAAUAAUUCUCAGUCACGUGUGACUGGGAGUGACGUCGCAGCACUGUGAACUACGUAGGUGCGCUUGAGAAAGUGACGUCGACUCUCCAGGUGGGGGCGCAGCGCAAGCAAGGAGAAGGGCACUGGGCAUGUGGCACGUAAUGGUGUAAUACUUUGCAGGCACGAUCAUCAGUACGCAUUGUAUGCACUGCAUUUGUCAGUACAAAAUGGCCAGACCUAAUGAGGGGCCCUUUAACAUGGGAGCUGCUGAGAAUGUGCCAUGCGAGAUCAUGUUAUUCUUUUCGUUACCCUAUAAUAGAAUAUGAAGAAUGAUAUUUAUGUAUAGACACUUUGCCAUACACAGUUUGCUGCAACUAAAAUUGGGUGGUGCCACUGUGCACUUUGAUCCAUGGGUGGCCUUGUGUGAAGCCAAAAUGCAUUGCUAGCAACAGCCAUGUGCAGUGUGCAUACCACUGUCAGAAAGUCCAGCACGGCACAUUUACCAAGAAAGUAUGCCAAGAUGAAAAAAAUUAAGUGCACCAUCAUUGGGUGUUAAAACACUGUUUGGGUUCCAUCAGGGUGCAGAGCUUGUCUGUGUGUGGACACAAGCCUUUUCAGCAUUUAGGCUAGUACUUAAAAGCUUAUGCACUAAAUUGCACAAUUGCAAACAAGAAGAAAAACAACUUGGAAUCAACUGAACCACCAAUUGUAUCAGUUAAGUACUAUGAACUACAUAGCAAAACAUGAUAAAUUUUACACAUUAGAAUGGAAAAGCAGUACAUAGAACAAGUGGCAGUACUUGGAAAUGCAGUUGCUUUUAAACGAUUUAGCUGAUUUGCCAUAGCUGUUAACCAGAUUAUGAUGCUUGCUAAUUUUUUUUUAACUGUCAAGUUUGUAGUUUCAUUGAUACAGCUCUGAGAGUGACCUUUGAGAGUGUGCCGUAUUGUAUGUGCACAGUGUAGCAUACAAGUUUCUGAAGGAACCUUCACAGCUUUCUUGGUUAGCCACAAUAUCAGUGCAGUAUGCUGAGGUGGCAGACGAGACAGUCAAGCACGAAGCAAAGCUGAUUGGAUGGGAGAACAUGCACUAGCAUCAUGGGAAAUGCUCCAGAAGUGAAAGAUGCGGUCAAAUUAUUGUUUAUAUCUUGCUACAUGGAUCCGGGCUGCGUAGGUACAUUCCUUGAUGGGAAAGCAACGUGCAUCAGGCUCUUUUGUCAGCCAUGAAAUCACAAAUGUUUCAACUAUUGCAUGUUUUGUGCGUGAUCAAUUUUGUACUGUACCCUUUCACGCUCGGGGCGACUUCCAAAACUUGCUGUUCUGCAACCAGCCUUUCAAAACACAAGGCCACUCAUGCUGGCACACCCAUAUGACCAAAUAUAAGUCCCAUGCAGUGGCAAUGCAAGGCGUCUGUAGUAGUUGGUACUCCAAAAAACGUAUUUUCAAUCAACUACAGCUGUAGUGACAUACCUGACUCAUACUUAGUUGAUACUGUACUAGCAGUAUUCUUUUCUUUUGCCGUUCAUGAUGUGAACAGUACCAGGAUUGGCAAGAAUGGUUAUUCUACUGCCUUGUACAAAUUACUGGAACAAUGUAGCUAGAUUCUGCAUUUAAAUUUAUUCUUUAUGCAUGCUGGCACUCCUCUCUACAAACAUAACUGUGCCUGCCCUUGUACACACAGCAGCACUUAAGUUGUGCUGCUCAAAAUUUCGUUUAUAAAUAAGAUUUCCCUUUUUUUUUUCUUUUGCUACUUAUCAAUGCAGCAUACAUUGAAGGCUCCCACUUUGGGUUAUCAUUCUGUAGUCUCUGAAAUAUGCAUAGUCUGUUUUUUAAUACAGCCUUAUUCCAAGCUUCAGCAGUUGACAUAAAAUGCAUCUUGAAGGUAGUGCUAGCCCUUGAAUUGAGAAUUUUUGAAAGUAUGAGAAACAUAGUCUAGAACCUUGCUCCAGUAUUUCGUUCUAUUGAUUGUAGCCCCUAAUACAUGCGUGUGGUGUUGGGACUGCUUUGCUAUGCAAGCUUCUACUGUGCCACUCUUAUACAGGCAGUACCCAGCUUAUCGCAAAGCAAUUGCCAUAUUCGACAAAACAGCAAUAUCUGAUUUCAUUGAUCUGACCAACAAAUUAGUGAACAGAUACUUAAGUGGCUAGAAUAUUCACGAAUACAUUUUGUCACACUAACAGGGCAGCUCAGCUGAAUUUUACUAUGGUCUUGCCUCCAUGAAGUUAACUAUAACAGCAAACAUGAAGGAUGCACGUCCUAUCGGAAAUGUUAGGGCCAGGAAAAGGUUUUACAUUAUUUUGUACACUUCUCUUGGUAGUGCAUUCUGUUCUAGCUAAAAAAGUGUGCGGCACUUAGCUUUUCUGGCCAUGAAAGUCUAAUGAAUGCUGUCAGAUAAGAAACACACAUGACGCUGAAUGGUUUCUGCUUAGCAUCCCUAAAGCACUUGGCAUAAUGGCCGUGGUUGUGGCUUCCAGCUUCAAGGGCAAGCUUCUUCAAAAGCGUGGCAUCUGUUAUUGUUUUCAUUAUUAACUAAAUAAAUUUUGAUUUCAAAGUUGCAAAGUGCAAGAACAACCGCACACUUAGGUUUAGGUGCAAGUUAAAUUAUUUAAAGUUGAAGAUUUAGGUGGUCCAAAUUAUUCCGGAGUACCGCAGUACGCCGUGCCUCAUAAUCAAAUCGUGGUUUCGGAAAGUAAAACCUUAUAAUUGUGAUUUCAAAGUGUGGUAGCAGUAUUCUUUUUUUAACUUUCAUUUUACUUUUUCUCUUAAUAACAUGUUUGGUUCGUAUUGUCUUUUGAAAUUGUAGUCCCGUGAAGUAAUUUUUCGUAGGCUUCUUUUCCAUAGUGCAGUUUCCCUCUCUGUCUUUGUUUCCCUUUUUAGAAAAUUUACUACAGUCCUGUCACCAUUAUGUUAGCCAUAACUGCAUUAAAGGAGCCCUGAACCACCCCUCGGGCUUGGUGAAAUAACAUAGUCUGCGGGUAGCAUACGCUGCUGUGAACAUUUCGGCCAAGUUUUGCUGUCGUGCGCGGUGCGUGGAGCUCGCAAGUGGAUCACGAAGUCGCCUUUUUCUCAAACGCUGUCUUUUCAACACAAGGCCCUGUCCUCACUCUCUUAUAGAUGCACUAUUUCGUACGCACUCUCAUCGGAUGCACUACCAAGGCGGAAGUCGUGGCGUCUAUGUUGCCAUCCAAAAUGAAAUUUGAACAGCGCGCCACGGUGACAUGUAGAAGGCAGAGCAUUGUGGGCAUGCCCCACUACGCCGUACCUUUCGCAAUACAAGGCAUUGAAGAAGGAACUGGAGCACAGAGGAGGCAGUGUUUGAUUGCCAAUGACUCCGCUUCUGCUGAAUGCAUUGAAGUACUUUUUGCGGCAAAGCAUUUCUGAAAUAGCCUAUUUUCACUUCAAAUGCCUUUCUCCAUUUCGAUAAAAAUUGGUUCAGGGCCCCUUUAAGUAUGCUACAAAUACAAGUCCUGCUUGCUUGGAUUUAUGUUAGGCUGUAGUGAAAUUUUGAGAAGGAGUAGUCUGUUAAAAGUGUGCAAGCUCUUUCCUCUCGCCAAGAUCAACCACAAACAAGCUGUUAUGCGAGCUGUGCUAGAAGAACAUCGUGGUGUACUGGCACACUCCAUUUAAAGUGUUGUGUUGUAAGCAGUAAUUCUUUGUGCCUGUAGUGUAUGUGCGUGCAGCAAUUGCCAACAAGGUUACCGUAGGUGCAUCGGACUGGGUGUCAGUCUUGACGGAUUAUGUGGAUUUCAGUUGCACAGCAGUGGUACCUUUGUGCAGGUGUAGUUUUAUAGCAUGAAAUUGUGUGUAGGUGUUAGCUUUGCUACAUUAAGUGUCCUGUGUGAACCCUUUGCACUGGGAAAGGGUGUUGUAGAGGUUGCUGUGCUAGUGCAGUUCACACCUGUGUUGACGUCUGGUCGUGAUUUUGUGAGGCUGUAUAUGCGUACUCUAGGCGCCCUCAGUAUUUAAACAAUCUUCAGGUAGGAGAAGUGGCAGGGUCUAUUAUUGUGAAUGCAAAUCAUGGGAAAGGUCAACAAAGCUUAAGGGAUGAAAAGUCGCGAUGUUCUCUUCAGUUAGCUUUAGAAUGGCUGCAGAGAGUAGAGCAAUUUAAUGACAGUAGUAACUGUGCAACAGGGAUAAUUAGGUUGUACAACUGCAGAGGGCAUUGGAGCCAACAUUUGUCAGAGGGCAAAUGAAACAAUACCACUACUUCUGUGUGAAUUCCGUACGCAAGCCCUUGAGCAUAGAAAUUCUCAUUGUCCUGCAUUCCACCUUGCAUAUACCUCUCCAGGUGCACUCGGGGGGCCAGCUUUCCGUGUGGCAUGCAAAAGAGCUACAAAAGGGCUUUCGCAAACUGGCAAGUGCAGGUGUGCCUUGCCAGAGAUGUGCUUCUGAAAGACAGAAGUUUCGGCCUGUGCAUGCUGGCCUCUGGCACAGACAAAUAGCAGUGAUGAGCCGUAACAGACUUAGCCAGCAUAAAGUGAAUACUACCGUGCACAUGUGCCAGUCUGUCGCAGGAAUUUCAUGUUGAUGUAUACUUGCAGAACUGGUCUUUCAAGGUCACAGCAUUGAAGCACAGAUGGGACCAAACUAAAAAGCUUCCUCGGGGAAAAAAAGUUUAAAAUUGCCGUUUUCUGCCACUUUCUUGUGUAUUUUACAGUAUUUGCGCAUUAGUAUUACCCUUGAGUGAGCCAGCUGAACCUGUGUUCUUUGUUGAAAUUCUUCCUUUUGUGGACUGUGCGUGGGAUAAAAUCUGGUAACUUUAAGCUUGCCAAGGAUGGCAAAUAUGUGCAGGUUGUAAAUUGUUAAUUUCUUCCUUCUGUGUGGUCGGCAGUAACGGGAAGUAGCAUCUGUUUGCUCACUUAUGCAAAAUAUAUCCUAUGUAUGUUUCUCAUAUCAUUUUAAAAUGUCAAGACUUAUAGCUGUCUGUGCAAUUGUCAUGCUAAUUGCUUAAUUAGCCUUUCUCUUUGUCAUAAAACUAAAUGUACUAGAAAGCUAGAGAUAUCAGACAAUGUGCAUUAUGUAACUAGGCAUUGUAAAAGUCAGCACUAAGUGCUCAAGGUUUCAGCUUGCCUUGCACUCUACAUAUACAUGUGUAACAUACUACAUAAUUGGGCAACCUGCCAGUGAUGGAAUGUGAGAAGACUCUGUCUGCUUGCAGUGGUGAACAUAAAAGUUGUGAUUUAUUGCAAUAUAAAUUUUGCACCGAGUAUACGUUGGUCAUUUGAAGUUGUGUUAUAUGUAAUGUAAUAUGGUAGCUCGCUUGCAUUCAUAGCAUAUAUAUUGGCUGUUUUCUGCAAGAGUACCCUGAUGCUUGUUUCCCGAGUGAGCUAAAAUCCAUAGUGCAUAGUUUUGUGGAAUCUCAAAAGAACUACAACAGAAACAGACUAUCAAAGUGACUAUCAUCUCUGUACAUGUGAUCAAGACAAAAAUACCCUUGAAAUCAUAGCAUAAGGUGCGGCCUUGCGUAUACACAAGCAAGUGUGGUGUAAUGUUUGGAACCCAAUUUCAGUGUGUUCCAACAAAAAGCAGAAAAAAAUGGGAGCUGUAUAAACUUGAUUGUUGUGCAGACCUUUAGUGCUAACUGUUCACAUCCCUUGAGAAUAACCGUGUUUUGUAGUAUCCCGGAAUGGUAGACAGGCCUAGGAAAAAAGUGAUACAAUAGCAGAACACAGCAGCGCAUAAAUAAAGUAUUUAUGUGCCUAGUCGUGCUCAUAUAUUGCAUCCCAAAGUAGACUGCGUGCACAGUGCACAAAACAACGAAAUUGUUUUGUUCUUGUUUUUUCAUUUCUUCCUACAUCAGUGGCACAUCCUGCUUCUUUCACAAAUGCUAGAUUUCUUAAAGUGUAGAGUGGAAGUUGUCUUGCAUGCUAUGACAUAGGGUUGAUGCAACAUGUACUCCUACAGGAAUGGAACUUAAAAAGUGCAGUGACUGCUGCAAUAAAUAUGUACAGACAAAAACAGGUCAAUUCAUGCAUAAUUUCUUACAAAUUUUCUGUUGUGUAGGAUGUUUGUUCAAUAAGCAAUGUAAAAACACAAUAGAAUCAUAUUUUCCCCACAAAAUUGCUUUUUACUUUUCAAUAUGGUCACCUUGGAGCUCCACACUCUUUGUCCAGUGGUAUUACAGUUUUUUUAUCUCGGAAAAGUAGUUAGUCUCAAGGACUUGCAGUGACCUCAUUGUCUCAACAUGUCUUUCCCGAAGCCAGAUUUUGAGGUUUGGAAAUACAAAGAAGUUGCAUGGAGGCAAAUCAGAAGAAAAUGGGGGAUCAUGGUAACAAUGCAGACCUGGAUUAGUACAAUUUUUCCAUUGCAACUGCGAGCCAGGCCAUUAUCUUUAGGAAAGACUUCUUUUUUCUCGGAUUUCAGCUGAUUUAUUUGCAGCUCUUCAACCAAGCUGUUCGGAAGUAUUGCACAAUAUUCUUUAUUUAUCACCUGACCCUCCAAUAAGUAGUCAAUAAAUUUCUUAAAGAUCGCCAAGAACUGGUUGUCACCUUCCCAGCUGACAAAACGAAGUUCACCUUUAUCGCACACUUUUGUCAGGUGCCGAUCACUGUGUGUGUAAUGGUGUUUCCAAGUUUCAUUCAUGGUCACAAAUUGGCACUGAAAGCCUUGCGGAUUGUGCUUAAGCAUUGACACACAUAGUUUUGAAAUGUCAUCUCGCAUUAAUUUUUGGUUGCGUUUUGGUCAAUCACCCGGCAAAGUUAUGUUACAUGGUGAUUGAGCUUGCCAUGUGAAAUUGGGGCAAAAACAGAAUGUUGCAUUAUGCUUGUGCAAACUGCAGGUGAACUGAACAUUAGCGUUCUGUCCUAGAUACCACUCCUUAUAAGUCUAGUGUAUUUCGUCACCUGGGAUUAUAUGCACAUAUCAUGCCUCCAUCUAAUGAAAUUUGCAAAUUUCAUUGCAAUUACAUAUUCUAUGGCACUUAUGGAUUGGAUUACAUGUGCAAACUGUAGCAAAACCCGAUUGAUUUUUAAGCUUUCAUUUCAGUUCACGUGAAAAAUAUCGGACUGCUGUGUUGCGAAUUGCAUGUAAUUUACUAUGAGGAAAGUACCGGAUACUGUGAGCUGUGGCUAAUCGAUGACUUUUAUAUAAAGAUGCUGUGUUGGUUGUUCAUGCUGUAUUGUUGUAUAUCUAGUCAUGUUUUGUAAACGAGUCCUUGAUGUCAUCAUUUCUGAUGUGUUGAGUGCAUAACAGGUAUAUUUUCACCAUAAUAAAGAACAUGCUUUGUAAAAAAAAAAAAUGAGUACGGUAUUGAUAUGAUGCACAAUGUUUCCACUGUUUUGUGCAGUGUACACCAGUGAGCCAAGUAUGAGUGCUGUGAGAAUGGAUGACAGAUGGGGACAAAGACAUGCUCUAGCGUGUAAGAAAAAAAAAAAAAAAGAUGCAGAGACAAAAGGACAACAGAAAAGGUGGUCCGAAAGGUGGUCCAAAAGGUGGUCCUUUUGUCUCUGCACCUCUUCUCGUUUUGUCUUAUGCGCUGGAAUAUGUCUUUGUCUAAAUUCCAAGUAGCCCAACUCUUUAAAGACAGAUGGGGAGCCAUAUGGUUCUCGGUCAAAAGUGAGAAAUUAUGGCUGCCCCUUCUGUGGUUCCUGAUGGACACCACACCCCAGAGGAGGCGUCAGUGCAAAACUCUACAGUGCAACUUGCAUUAAGCAGGCUGGUACUCAUCCAGUUUUAUAUGUUUAUUAUGAAAUGCGGUGGCAGUCGCAGGCUUUCAGUGUAGUGGGUGUGUUUUGUUCCAAGUGGUCUUAGGAGCAUUUCUGACUGUACCAUCUGCAAGUAUAAUUGAGAGAACAAUGGUGCUGUCAUUAUAGGACACUGCUAGCUUGUCAUAUAGGCAGCCUCCCCCUCCGCCAAGGCAUCUGUGUGAAUUUAAUAUAAUAAUAUGCAUUUAUUAGCAAGUUUCUUUAACAUCCUGCAACACCGCGAUUACGAUGUCAACUGUAAAAAAAAUGGACUAUUAAGCCUUAACAGUAAGAGCUUGUUUAUAUGACCCUUGUUAACCCUGUAAUGCCCACCAUUCAUAUAUGCUACGCUGAGUUUGGUGCCUCAAAAUGCUGAUUUAGGCAUGGAAAAAAAAAUGUAACUUGGACUUUGCAUUAAGUAUAUGCAGGAGUGAAUUUUCAGUUGGUAACAGUUAAAAAAAAGACAUAUUUAAUUACCUAUACUAAAUAAGUAUAGCUCAAAUAACAGAUGUACUCUCCAUGGCUGGAAAUAACGGUGAACAAGUUUUCAAGGAAGCAGAAGAAAUCACAAUAGCCCUUGCUAUCAAAGCGACGGAACCAAACCAACAACAAAUAACCAUCCUAUCAGACUGUCAAGCGGCAUGCAAAAGCUACCUCAGGGGACGAGUAUGCACCGCAGCCUAUAGGAUUAUACAAGAUAUAAAACCCCGAGCCAGAUUUCACCUUUUAUGGGUACCCGGUCAUGAGGGAAUCAGGGGAAACGAAGAGGCUGACAGAGUAGCUCGUGCGCAUGCUACACCCCACGGGUGCUCACAGGACGCCUCUGACGACCCGAUCCCGAUUGACCAGAACUACUCUGCAAUUUUAAACUAUCACAGAGGAAAUAGAAUGAAGCUACCACCCCCAGAUAAGAAUCUCAGUAAGGAAGAACAGGUUAUAUGGAGAAAGCUGCAAACCUAUACAUAUAACAACCUGCACAUUCUCCAUAAAAUUCAUCCGGAAAGAUAUACGGACACAUGUCUAUGGUGCGGAGCCACGCCAACCUUAGACCACAUCUCAUGGGCAUGCACGGCAUAUCCACAAAAGACAAACACAGAAAUUACGGAGCAUACACAAUGGGAGGCAGCACUGUCCAGCUCGCAGGAAGAGGUCCAAAGGGCCAUCAUCCGACAAGCAAGACGGCGCGCAGAAGCCAGUGGGGCCCUUGUCUAGGGGCUCCACCCAUUGAGCGUAUUAUUCUACAAUAAAGUUCUUCUUCUUCUUC
Messenger RNA from Dermacentor andersoni, 15328 nucleotides. The record is from RefSeq and is a predicted model, not a curated record. Lineage: Eukaryota; Metazoa; Arthropoda; Arachnida; Ixodida; Ixodidae.